UUCGCACUGACUGAAUGUUGUGAGUUCUAGAAUACGUUCAAAGGUUUCCUCCGUAUGAGACAACCUAAACGGGGCUGGAGGUUUCGCACUGACUGAAUGUUCUACUGCGUUCUCCGUGUCGUUUGUUGCUGUAUUAAAGACAUGUAAGCGGCCAUUCUGUCUAAAAUGAGUUCAAGCACAGACCGAGAUGAGAAAAAGGUCGAAGGUCAGGGACUCAGAGCGGCGUCACCUGUGCCAAGCUGUGUGUCCAUGAAGAGUGACCGGUCUAUGUUGGAGCCGCCCUGGCUCAGCGGUGAAAGACCAGCGUCACCUGUGCCAAGCUGUGUGUCCAUGAAGAGUGACCGGUCUAUGUUGGAGCCGCCCUGGGUGAGCGGUGAAAGACCAGUGUCUCAAGCACCCAGUGGUCUGUCCAUGAAGAGUGACAGGUCUAUGUUGGAGCCGCCCUGGCUCAGCGGUGAAAGACCAGUGUCUCAAGCACCCAGUGGUCUGUCCAUGAAGAGUGACCGGUCUAUGUUGGAGCCGCCCUGGGUGAGCGGUGAAAGACCAGUGUCUCCAGCUCCCAGUGGUCUGUCCAUGAAGAGUGACCGGUCUAUGUUGGAGCCACCGUGGGUGAGCGGUGAAAGACCAGUGUCUCCAGCUCCCAGUGGUCUGUCGUCCCAUCUGAGCGAUGAACCGGUCAACAUUAAUCCAAGAAAACGGGUACACAGACCAGAAACUCCAGAAACCAUGAAGAGAUCUACUUUAUCAGAUGAUCCCACUCUGCAAGAGGUUAUAACACAACAUAAGGCCCGUCUGAAGAAGCAGUUAGAAAAUGUGCAUGAAUGCCUGUUGAGUCCAGCAACCCAGAAACCUCACAAGAGCAUUUACACAGAGCUGUACGUCACAGAGGGAGACAGUGGGGGGGUGAACGAAGAACAUGAAGUCUGUCAGGUAGACUCUGCAUCUGGAAAACAAGGCAUUGAAGAUAUGCCUAUUAACUGCAGUGAGAUCUUCAAGUCCUUAACUGGACAGGAGAAGGACGUCAGAACUGUGCUUACUAAAGGUGUGGCUUGCAUUGGAAAAACGGUCUUUGUUCAGAAGUUCAUUAUUGAUUGGGCAGAGGGGAAUGCCAACGAAGACAUAGACUUUGUGUUUCUGCUUCCUUUCCGUUUGCUGAAUAGGAUCAAAGACUCUCAGAACAGUCUCCAUCAACUCCUUCUUCACUUAUAUCCUGAGUUAGAAAAGUUGACGACAAGUGUUAUAUUCCAAGACUGUCAGCUUUUGUUCAUCUGUUUUGCUUUGGACGAGAGCAGCCUCCCAUUAAAUUUCCCACAGAACCAGAAACUGUGUGAUGUUACAGAGACGUCCACGGUGGACACCCUUAUAACGAGCCUCGUUCAGGGCUCCCUGCUUCCAUCUGCUCGCAUCUGGAUAACCUCACGCCCAGUGGCAAGCAAUCAAAUCCCUCCAGAGUACAUUAGCAAGGUUACAGAAGUAAGAGGGUUCACAGACUCUCAGAGGGAAGACUACUUCAGGAAGAGAAUCAGUGAUGAGGGCCUAGCCAACAGAAUAAUUUCACAAAUUAAGACAUCCAGAAGUCUCCACAUUAUGUGUCACUUGCCAGUCUUCUGUUGGAUUGCAGCCACUGUACUUCAGCAGAUACUGAAGGAGGGAACCAGUGAGCAAACCCCAACGACUCUGACUGAGAUGUUCAUUCACUUCCUGCUCAUCCAGACAACCAGAAGGAAUCGGAAAUACCAAGCCAGUGGUGGCGAAGAAAGCCAAAAUCCCUUGGAAUCACAACCAGAGGUCAUAAUGAAGUUGUCUGAACUUGCCUUCAGGCAUCUUGAAAUGGGAAGCUAUAUGUUCUCGGAGGAAGAGGUGAGCGCAUGUGGCAUUGACAUAGCUGAUGCCUUGGUGUACUCUGGGUUUUGCACUGAAGCCUUCAAAGGAGAAUCUGCCCCUUUUGAGAAAAUGUACACUUUUGUGCACGUGACCGUCCAGGAGUUCCUCGCCGCCCUAUACGUGUUCUUAUCUUAUGUCAACAAGAACGAGGAGGCGCUGAAGCCGUUUCUCAAAGGGAAGUCCUCGCCAAAAGAUACAUCACUGGAUGAGUUGCUGAAGAUUGCAGUGAACAGAGCUUUGGAGAGCAAGAGUGGGCACCUCGAUCUGUUUGUCCGCUUUCUACAUGGCAUUUCCCUGGAGUCCAACCAAAGGCUCCUAGAAGGUCUUCUGCCGCGAUCAGAGUACAAACCUGAGAGUGUAAAGAAAGCAAUUCGAAAUCUGAAGGAGAUAAAGAGGCCAAACAUCUCCCCAGAUCGAUGGAUCAACCUCCUCCACUGCCUGGUGGAAAUGCACGAUUCGUCUGUGCACGAAGACGUCAGUGAUUUUCUGAAGACGGAGGCAGUUCCUGGGAGAAGGCUCAGACUGGCACACUGUUCGGCCUUGGCCAACAUGCUUCUGGUGGCAGACAAGCCUGUGGAGGAGUUGGACUUAAAGAAGUACAAGACAUCGGACGAGGGUCGGAGAAGACUGGUCCCAGCUGUGCGGAACUGCAGGAAAGCUCUGCUUGCUGACUGUAAGCUGACAGAGAAGUGUUUUGAGGUGGUGGCGUCGGCUCUCAGUUCAGCCCACUCCAUUCUGACAGAGAUAGACCUCAGUCACAAUGACCUGCAGAAGUCCGAGGAGAGACUGCUUCGAGGGCUCCUAAGUCAACACUGCAAGCUGGAGUCACUGAGACUUGCUUAUUGCAAACUCUCAAAUAAGUCUUGUGAGAUUCUGGCCUCAGCUCUGCAGUCUGCAACCUCAGCCUUGAGAAAGCUGGACUUGAGUGGGAUCAACCUGCAGGACUCAGUGACACAUCUUUUCCGUGCCAUCAUGAGUCCAGAUUCCAAACUCGAGAGUUUAAGCCUUGCUGGCUGUAACCUCAAAGCAAUAUCCUGUGAAGCUUUGGCUUCAACCCUGCAAGCAGAACCCUCGGUCCUGAGAGAGCUGGACCUGAGCAGAAAUCCUGUGCAAGACGUUGGAGUUGGACACCUCUCCUCCUGGCUGGGGAGUCCGAACUGCUCUCUGGAGACACUGAGGUUGUCAGAUUGUGACAUCAACACGAAAGGCUGUGAGAGUCUGGCUUCUGCCCUGAGUGCAAACCCCUCCUGCCUGAGAGAGCUUGAUCUGAGCUGCAAUCAGCCAGGAGAGACAGGAGUCAAGAUACUCUUGGAAAUAAAGGCAGAUCCAAACUCAGCACUGAAGAUACUCAAAUGCUCCUGAGGUCACCGUUGCCACAACAACGAUAUCAAGCCCACUCCUUCACACAACAACAAUAUCAAGUGCACUCUCCCACACAUCAACAAUAUCAAGCGCACUCUCCAACACAUCACCUGUGUGUUGCUGUGCUUACCUGUGCAUCUGUCCAGCCGUCUCCCUUUCUGCAUCAUCUGCUCCAGAAGAUCCUUUAAACUGAUGGACCAUGAGUUCUCUCGGUGCAGCUUCCCUUUGACAGCAGAGUUUAUUUCCCACCAUAUUUUGAGUAGACAGGGUUUGACUGAACAGGGCAAACGUUGUGAGAAGAGACUGCAGGUUAUAGGUGCUGGUCUCAGUAGUGUGGGGUCAGAUAGGGGUCAACAGAUUGUACACAAAACCAGUUAUCUUGGGUUGAUGUGAUGAAGAUAGAGAUAUUCCUGGGACUGUUGAAUUUGCUGUCCUGUGGUGAAUAUAAACUCUCACAGUACCAACAUUGAUCUCUAGGGGGGCACUAACCACCCCGGUGAUGCUUGCUCGUCGGCCAUGGGGGCUUCUGCUUGGGCUGGCCCAUAGAAAGAAGAUGAAUAUGGUGUAGUGGUUUUCAGUCUUUACCUUUUUUUAAGAGGGUAAGAUUUUAAAAAGGCAGUAAAAUAAAGAAUUGAGGGGUGGCUGUAGCCCCUAAUAAUUCCCCACUUUGAGUAGUGUGUCACUACGUAACUGAACGUCAGU
Molecule: messenger RNA, 3948 nt
Organism: Clupea harengus (Atlantic herring)
Lineage: Eukaryota; Metazoa; Chordata; Actinopteri; Clupeiformes; Clupeidae
Product: NACHT, LRR and PYD domains-containing protein 12-like
Exons: 9
Coding region: 166-3246 (1026 amino acids)
Molecular function (GO): protein binding
Source: RefSeq, a predicted model, not a curated record